Molecule: messenger RNA, 2472 nt
Organism: Sporisorium graminicola
Lineage: Eukaryota; Fungi; Basidiomycota; Ustilaginomycetes; Ustilaginales; Ustilaginaceae
Exons: 1
Coding region: 1-2472 (823 amino acids)
Biological process (GO): fungal-type cell wall biogenesis; transmembrane transport
Source: RefSeq, a predicted model, not a curated record
AUGCGCCGUCAUCAACAGGCAUGGCAGCCCGCAAGCUGGCGCUCUGCAGCGGCGCUUUUUCCCGCUCUUCUCAGCAUCAUGCUCGCCAGUCUGCCAAGCACAACGGCAGUCAACACAGGCAUUGGAGGAACCGAGAUGCUUUACACCUCGUCGGCGGUCUACUGCAGUCCUCCUGAAGCCAUCUUGAUAUCCGCCCUCGAUCUCAAGUUCUACCGUGAGAACCGCACCCUCGAGUUCGAUAUUUCGGCCGCUUCGGUCCAGGAUGACCUCCGAGUCUCGGUCAACGUCAAUGUCAACGCCUAUGGACUCGGUCUAUUUUCGCUCGCCAUCGACCUUUGCGACACCGUUCCAGCAUUAUGCCCGCUCCCCAACUAUCAGUUCGCCGGUGCCGGCGUGUUUGCAGUACCAGAACAAUUCGUUCAAAAGAUCCCUUCCAUCGCCUUUCAAGUCCCCAACCUCGAAGCGGUAGUAACGGUCGAGCUUACGGAUCCCAACAACACCGUCGUCGGCUGUGUUCAGGCUACGCUGUCCAACGGAAAGACAACCUACCAGCCAGCCGCCAAGUGGGCUGUCGUCGGCGUCUUCCUGCUGGCCUUCGGUAGCUCGUUGCUGCACACCUCGCUUGCCUCGUCGUUGGGUGCAGCUCAGUGGCGCAUUGUCGACGUCUUUACUACAAUUCAGCACAUCCCUAUGUCGGCGCUGCUCAGCCUCAACUAUCCUCAGGUUUUUCUCGAGUUCGCACGCAACUUUGCAUGGUCCAUCGGCCUCAUCAACAUUCAUGCUGUUCAGAGGUCCAUCUUGUCCACGCGCGAAAAGACCGGAGGCGCCCAAGAUGGCACCUUUGGCGCGCUCCUCCAGGCUGAGUCGGGGAAGCAGUUCAAUCCCUUCACCAGCGCUGGCGUCGCUUCGGGCGCUUCCUCGGCGUAUACCUCCACGCGACCUUUCUCGUUCCUCAGCCUGCCUGCGAAUGCUGGACAACAGGCCAACGCGAGCAGCAACAGCAGCAGUAGCAGCGCGUAUGCCGCCUACAGCCGAUUGGUAGAACCAGUGAGCUUCCAUGUGAGCAACCUGGGUAAGCGCCAGGUGUAUGCUCCCUAUACUGGACCCGGCGGCCAAAUUGCCCAGAAUGUCGGCUCUGACUACCUCCCCGUCAUCUCGUCCAACACGCCGCCGCCCAUCGGGUUGGGCUACUUUGCCGAGCUCAACAACAUUUCGCCCAAAAGUGCUUUCCUCACCGUCCUCGUCAGCUUGGCCAUGCUAUUCGCCAUUCUCAUCGCCGUCUGCAUCGUCGUCUAUGUGUUUGCAGGCGUCUUGCGCAUCAUCACGCUCCGACGAAGUGGACGUGUCGCCGCCUGGUCAUCCAGACUCACGGGCCGACCGUUCUUGGGCAUGUUUUGCAGGCCGCUGUUCGGACGCUUCAUUAUGGCCACUUUCCAGCUCUAUCUUGUCUUUGCCUUCUGGCAGUGGCUGCGAGGCGAUUCGUGGGUACCCGAUUUCCUCGCCGCCAUCCUGCUCGUUGUCUACCUGGCCGGUGUCGCGUUGAUCUACGCACCCGUCUUCUUCGCCUCUCGACGCAUAGGCAAGGAAGAACUCUUCUACGGCUCUACCCCACCGGCCAACGCAGGACCCGUAGCGCGGAAAUGGGGAGCCAUCGCGCAUCCGUUCCGCCCUCGUUUCUUCUGGUUCGGCCUCGUCUUCUUGCUUGUCUACUUUGUCCGCGCGUGCUUCAUCAGCUUCGCUCAGGGCUACGGACACGGGUUGCGGCAGUCGAUCGGUCUCGCAGUGACGGAUCUGCUCUUCUUCCUGGUGCUGUGCAUCUGUCGACCGGGCCGCGACAAGACGAGCGACUUUGUCAUGAUUUUCCUUCUGGUCUUCCGGGUCGCUUCGUGGGGGAUCUGCAUCGCGCUGACGCCGCUGGCGAAUAUCGAGACGAUUCCGAGGGUGGUGCUGGGAUUUGCGCUGAUCGUCGUCACGGGUGUUCCGAUCGUCUUCCUGUUCUUGCUGACCGUGUGGGAUCUGUUCUCACCAUUCCUCCGUAAGAGGCAAUGGAGUGCAACGAGGAUCGGCGAUGCCGAGAUGCACAACAAGGAGACGGAGUAUGCGUUUGGUGCGGUUGGAGGAGCGGAAGCGGGUGCGGGUGGUGCGCAGCUGGCAGCGUCGCACGGUCAGAGUGAGGCAGAGAGCGUGCCGAGUGGUGCUCGGUCAUCGCAUAGCGCGACGUCAAGCGAGAAUGGAGCGGGGCCUGAAUCGCAUUCGAGGCAAGUGCCGACGUCAACACCUGCAACCGGCACGGGCGCUGCUGCUGGCGCUCCAGCCGCCGCCGCAGGCCAGCCGGUCGAGCACGACGCCAAUCCCACGACAGCAGAGCAGCAACGGCAGCAACAGCACCUAUCGAGACCUCCCCCCUUACACGCCAACUCUGCCGUCUCGAACGUGUCCGGGCAAACCGUCUACUACGACGCCCGACCAUAA